This is a messenger RNA of Symbiodinium pilosum, 780 nucleotides long. The record is from the annotation of a GenBank genome assembly. NCBI's taxonomy places the organism in Eukaryota, Dinophyceae, Suessiales, Symbiodiniaceae.
GACGAUAGCAUUGUGACAGCUCUGGGGCUCCGGCCAGCCUUCUCCCAAGCGGGUUCCUGGCUCAUGCAGCACAUGACCUUCGUGAUGAAGCCCUUCACAGCCUUGGCCUCCGAGUGGAACAUCUCAGGGCUGCACUUCACCCUGGACCUCAUGGAGGGCGACUACACGGCCAUCUCCGACAUUCCCGCUUGGGCUGGCGUGGCGCCCUCUGAAAUCGCAGCCCGGGUCCGCUUUAUCGGUCCACUUUACGGCAAGCUAAAGAAGGAAGUGCCGCCAGAAGUCUUCGCUUUUCGCGAGCAGGAAUUGGUGCGCAAGCACCCGAGCUGGUAUGUUGUGGCCCCGGUGCAUACGCUCCUGAAGAAGGCUGGCGUGGAUACUACGAAGGCGGAGGAGCUAGCGGCCGCCGGUUUAUCCUCACCACACCUCUUCCUCCCCAGCGAGCUUCUCCCAGCGCAGAAGGUGGAGCCUUUGUGCGACGUGGCUUUCACCCAUGGCGGGCAAGGUACAGUGCAGACCAGCAUGUGCUCCGGUGUGCCUUUCCUGGGAGUUGGAAUGAUGCCAGAGCAGGACAUCAACGUGCGUCUGGCCGUUGAGAAAGGUAUGGCUAAGCAGGCGAUGAAGUCCCAGUCGCCCGCGGAGAUUGUGGAUCUUCUUCAGCAGGUCGUCAGCUCGGAGCAGAUGCGACAGCGAGCAGCGGUUGUCAAGGAGGAGUGCCGUGAGUUCACUGGGGAGCACGCGUUCGUGGACUUCAUCCGCGAGAAGGCUAUCCCUCCGAUUUGA